This is a messenger RNA of Drosophila erecta, 1299 nucleotides long. RefSeq names its product epidermal growth factor-like protein 7. The transcript has 2 exons. Bases 396 to 1070 code for a protein of 224 amino acids. The record is from RefSeq and is a predicted model, not a curated record. NCBI's taxonomy places the organism in Eukaryota, Metazoa, Arthropoda, Insecta, Diptera, Drosophilidae.
AGCAAAAAGAAGUAAUAAUGAGAGACCGCACUUAUCAUACGACCAAAGACCGCGAACGACCGAAGUUUCAGAUGAUGCACACCAAAAAAAAUUGAAUGUAUUAUUAACUUUACUGCAAAUGAAGUUAUUGGCUAACGGAGAUGGAUAGCUAUAUUUUGUUUAAAUUUAGAGACUACAAUGCUUACGGAAUCGUAUGUAAGUCAUAUGUUGGGAGAUAUAUCCAUGAAAUGAAGCCAUAUUUUAUUAUUUUUCUUUGAUUCAUUGUUGGGAAGUCGCAUUUUUUCCGAGUGAGCUGCAGCAGAAGAAUCGGAUUGGGUUUCUCCUUAAUCUGCGGCUGCUGCGUUUAGUGCACUUGCGACGACGUACGCACAAUCAAGUAACCCAGCCCAAAGGGAAUGGCAUCAAUGCUGCAACAAGUGCUGUAUACUGUGUUGGGCCUCGUCCUGAUGACGAUCCACUUGGAGGUUAGCAGCCUGGCCAUCACCAAUGGGCAUUGCCAGAAGAACAUCAGUGUGAAGUACCAGGUGCCCGUGGCCAAGAGCCGCCUGGCAGGUCCUUCAAAUGCCAGCCACCCAGUCGACAUGGACAGCUAUGUGGUGUACGAGGAGCGGGUGCGUUGGGACAACAUCCAGGUGUGCUGCCCGGGAUAUCGGACCAUUCUGUUUGGCUUCUGUGAGCCAGUCUGCCAGGAGGCGUGUCCCGCCCACAGCUACUGUGCGGAACCGGAUCGCUGUCAUUGCCAGCGGGGCUACGAGCCAUCGCACCUGCACACCACUGGCCACCAGCUCGUCUGUCGUCCCGUCUGCCAGGGUGGUUGUCCCGAGCACAGCCACUGCGUGGCCCACAACGAGUGCGAGUGCUGGCCGGGAUUCAAGGACGCGAGCAGCUGGUUCAGCCUGAGCCUGCGCUGCGAACGGGUGCAGUGCGGCCAUGAGCAGCGAUUCGAUCCGGGACGUCGUGCCUGCGUCCAGAUCGAGAUGAGCAUGGAGGAGCUGAUGCAGCGUGUCGCCGAGCGACUCGCCAAGGGACUUGGGGCGGAGGAGGAUUCGACCAACGAACCGGAAUCAUAGGAGCAAUAUUAAGAUGAGUAAUUGCAUCAUUGCUGACCAACCCUUCACAUGGUUGAACUGUUCAAUAAAGUGAAUUAAUUUUUUUAUUACCAAAAGCUAAGGUUACUGAAACAGCCGAAACGGCAGUUAAAAGUCUAGUUUCAAAUUUAUUGUUGCUCUUCAGACAAUAAACAAUUUUCGUUUGUUCAGUUGGUACAACCAAAUAUAUAAAAAAUAAAAUAAUAAAACU